Camelus dromedarius (Arabian camel) is the source of this 506-nucleotide messenger RNA. Its product is annotated as ATP-binding cassette sub-family A member 9-like. The transcript has 4 exons. NCBI's taxonomy places the organism in Eukaryota, Metazoa, Chordata, Mammalia, Artiodactyla, Camelidae. Gene Ontology annotation, cellular component: membrane; intracellular membrane-bounded organelle. The record is from RefSeq and is a predicted model, not a curated record. Gene Ontology annotation, biological process: lipid transport; transmembrane transport. The coding region runs from base 81 to 422 and encodes 113 amino acids. Gene Ontology annotation, molecular function: ABC-type transporter activity; lipid carrier activity; ATP hydrolysis activity.
UAAACUCCUCAAAGGCACACGUCUUUUCCUGUGUUGUCAGCCGGAACGCCUCAAGGAACUUGAGAGAGCCUGGGCACGCUAUGUACGUGGUGCUACUGAAAGGGCGCAGCGGAGCGGACGCCCUGGGGUUCCUGGGCUACCGUCCCCAGGAGAACGCGCGGUGGCCCAGCCUGACGGUGCAGGAGCACCUGGAGGUGUUCGCCGCCAUGAAAGGGCUGAGGAAAGCAGAUGCCAUGGCCGCCGUCACACGGUUGGUGGAUGCGCUCAAGGUGCAGGAGCAGCUGAAGCUCCCCGUGAAGGCUUUAUCCGAGGGAGUAAAGCGAAAGCUGUGCUUCGCGCUGAGCCUCCUGGGAAACCCGUCGGUGGUGCUUCUGGACGAGCCGUCCACGGGGAUGGACCCCGAGGGGCAGCUGCAGAUGUAGUGAGGGGUGCUUCCCGGUCACGGCCUGUGCAGAGGCCUUGCUGGAAAUCUGUGAAUUUUGUUAGUAUUGUUGAACAAACAAAAA